This is a messenger RNA of Clarias gariepinus (North African catfish), 5072 nucleotides long. RefSeq names its product bromodomain containing 1a (gene brd1a). The transcript is spliced from 13 exons. Gene Ontology annotation, cellular component: MOZ/MORF histone acetyltransferase complex. The record is from RefSeq and is a predicted model, not a curated record. Gene Ontology annotation, biological process: regulation of transcription by RNA polymerase II. Lineage: Eukaryota; Metazoa; Chordata; Actinopteri; Siluriformes; Clariidae. Bases 372 to 3860 code for a protein of 1162 amino acids. Gene Ontology annotation, molecular function: protein binding.
ACGUCGUGCGUAGGGGGCGGUACUUUGUGUAGCAAACCCGUCCGCAUUGUUGUGGGGGGGAAGGCGAAGCUUGUAGCAGCAGCAGCAGUAACAGCAGCUCUGCGUUAACAGGGAAGAGGACGUUGCUGAAUUCACGGAUGGCUUAUAAACCCGGGUCCCAGCCAUUUUACAUGUUCUGGGGAGGUCACCGUGGAUACCUUUUGGUGUAAUUCAUCUCCGCUAACAGGAAGUUCAGCCUGCGGCCCUUUGGAUGAGAACAUUGUGUGCGGAAUCAGAGCCGCCGAGCAGGCCGUAUCGCCAUUGCGUUCAGCAGCCGCUGUCUCCGUCUUCAGCUAAAAGCAUAGGACCUCCCAGAUCUUUGAGGGUCCACCAUGGGGAAGAAAGCACGGAACAACAGGAUCCCUGCGCUGCAGCGGGCGCCGUCUCCCAUCAAACCGUCACCGAACAGGGAAACCCUGACAUACGCGCAAGCCCAACGCAUGGUGGAGCUGGAGGUUGAUAGCCGCGUGCACCGGAUCAGCAUCUUUGACAAGCUCGAUGUCAUCUCAGAUGAUGACCCCGUGGCUCAGGAGAUCAUGGAAUGCACCAGCAAUAAGGAGAAUACAGAGAAACCUCAACAGGCCCCUUUACGGUCAGCACGUCUCAAGAACAACCGCCUAAAAAAGAACGCUGCAGUAAACACCCAAGGGGUGCAGGCAGCGUCCUGUACCCUACCAGAACCAAAAUUCCGCACUGUGGAGUACAACUUACCGGCCGUGCCGCGAAGACCUCAGACGUAUUAUACGUACGAAGAGAAAACCCCAGAGGAGCUAGACGAGGAAGUUGAAUAUGACAUGGACGAGGAGGACUAUGCCUGGCUGGAGCUGGUCAACGAAAAGAGGCGAAGCGAAGGUUUCAGCCAGGUCUCUCCCAAUGUCUUUGAGUUCCUCGUGGAUCGCUUUGAGAAGGAAUCAUUCCUAGAGAGCCAAGGCCAGCAAGAUCCACAGUCUCUGGUGGAUGAGGACGCAGUGUGCUGCAUCUGUAUGGACGGGGAAUGUCAGGACAGCAAUGCCAUCCUUUUCUGUGACAUGUGUAAUAUCGCAGUUCAUCAGGAGUGUUACGGAGUUCCUUACAUCCCUGAGGGCCAGUGGCUUUGCCGACAUUGCCUGCAGUCUCCCACUCAGCCGGCGGACUGCAUCCUCUGUCCCAACAAAGGUGGCGCUGUGAAGAAGACUGAGGAUGACCGCUGGGGGCAUGUCGUCUGUGCUCUGUGGGUGCCUGAGGUUGGCUUCUCUAACACGGUCUUUAUUGAGCCCAUCGAUGGCGUAGCCAACAUCCCACCUGCCCGCUGGAAACUCACCUGCUACCUCUGUAAGGAGAAAGGCAUCGGCGCCUGCAUCCAGUGUCACAAGGCUAACUGCUACACCGCCUUCCAUGUUAGCUGUGCACAGAAAGCUGGCCUUUUUUUGAAGAUGGAGCCCGUUAAAGAGACUAGCGAUUCGGGUGACCCUUCCUUCACUGUGAAAAAGACAGCAUACUGCGGCGCUCACACCCCCAACGGGUGUGUCAAGAGGCCACUCAAUAUAUACAACAGCCCCAAAACCAAAAAUGGACUCUGUCGGGCACAGAAAAAGAAAACGAGUCAGACAAAAAAACAGAACAACAAAAAGAAAAAAAAGGGUGUAGAGUCUGUAGCAACAGUCCCAACUAUGACCAUUUGUAGUUUUCCACCACAUAGGUUGGACUCGAUCCUCAGUCAAGUUUCUCUCCAGAGAAAGAAGGCAUUUGUCGAGCUGGUCUUGAACUAUUGGACCCUGAAGAGGCAAUCACGGAACGGGCUGCCAUUGAUCAGACGACUGCACUCCAGCCUCCAGUCCCAGAAAACUGCCCAGCCCAAGCACAGUGAGGACGAGAGCCGGGCACUGAAGGAGCAGCUGAAGGAAUGGCACCGUUUGAGGCAUGACCUCGAGAGAGCCAGGCUAUUGCUGGAGCUUAUCAGAAAGAGGGAGAAGCUCAAGAGAGAGGAGAUGAAACUGCAGCAGUCAAUUUUAGAGGUGCAGCUCUCCCCAUUAAGCAUUUUGCUGAGAGCUGUUUUGGAUCAGCUUCAGGAAAAAGACCAGGCCAAGAUCUUUGCUCAGCCAGUUAGCAUCGAAGAGGUACCUGAUUACCUGGACCACAUCACGCACCCUAUGGACUUCUCUACCAUGAGGAAACGCAUAGAUGCGCAGGCUUACAGCAACCUGGAGGACUUUGAGGCCGAUUUCGACCUAAUAGUUGCGAACUGCAUGAAAUAUAAUGCCAAGGACACAUAUUUUUACCGUGCGGCUGCCAGGCUGAGGGAUCAGGGAGGAGUUUUACUUAGGAAGGCACGCCGGCACAUCGAACGCAUUGGCUUCGAGCCAGGCACGGGCAUGCACACAUGCGAACCACCCAAGGUCGAGGCACCUCCUUCUUUCUCUUGGGAAGAUGUGGACAGACUGCUGCUUCCAGCCAACAGGCAGCACAUGUCGCUUGAGGAGCAGCUAAAGGAGCUCCUGGAAAAGCUGGAUCUGACGACGGCCAUGAAGACGAGCCCAUCCCGCAGUAAACGGUUAAAACUGCUGAAGAAGGCCAUCAGUGACUUGAGGAUGGAAAUGAGUCUGAGGAGCACAUUGGCUCACUCCGCUGAACCCAGUAAACCAGCAGAGGAACAGACAGAAGAGCAGAACUCGGCUGAGGAAGGAGACAAAUCAUCCCCUCCAAAGCUGGAACCGUCAGAUUCCCACCCCCCUGUCGUCCAAUCCGACGGACCGUCUGAGCCACCCACGCUGAACCCUGUGGAGCUUACCUUGGAGCAACAGCAGCUAGGAAAGCCUGAGCGCACCGAGACGCUGAAUGGACUCUCACGGGAACGGUUACUGAUGGACAAUGCUGAUGUCAGUGUGGUGGCUACGUCCACCGUCGCUGAGCGCUCGGCUACUGUAAACAGGCGUACAUCAGUGCUUUUCCGUAAGUCCAAAAGCACAAGCCCACAGAAGACCACGGGAGGGGAUGAAGCCCAAAUAGGUGCCAAGACCAUCCUGUCAGUAGUCAUCCCACGGCUGGAGACCCUGCUUCACACCAGAAAGAGGACGCGUAGUGCUAGCCGGGGCAGCGAGGGCGAAGAGGAGAUGUCUACCAAGCGCCCCGGUCUGUCGAAUGGUUUUGUUCUGGGGAAGCAGAAAGCGUUGAAUCCCAGCAGGCAGCAGGAGCCUCGUCGUAGAUGCGCCUCAGAGUCCAGCAUUUCCUCCAGCAGCAGUCUGCUGGGCAACACCAGGAGCGCCCCUCUGGGUUUCCCGAAGUGCGGAAAGGGGAAACCAGCUCUUGUGCGCAGGAACACUGUGGAUGACAAAAGUGAGCUUAUUGCUUGCAUCGAGACUGGAAACUUCGCCAAAGCUGCUAGACUCGCUGCUGAAGUUGGGAACAGCAGUUUGUGGAUGCCUGCUAAUGCUGCAACAGUUGUUUUGGAGCCUCUUAAACUAGUUUGGGCAAAAUGUAGUGGAUAUCCAUCCUACCCUGCCUUGAUAAUUGACCCUCACAUGCCUCGGGUGGGCUGCAACCACAACGGGGUGUCCAUACCAAUCCCGCCACUGGACGUGCUCCGCAUUGGAGAGCAAAUGCAGUACAAGUCCGAAGAGAAGCUCUACCUCGUCCUUUUCUUCGACAACAAACGCAGCUGGCAAUGGCUUCCUAAAUCCAAAAUGGUUCCUCUCGGCAUUGACAAAACCAUCGACAAGAUCAAAAUGAUGGAGGGUCGCACCUCAGCCGUUCGCAAAGCUGUUCAAAUCGCCUUCACGCGGGCCAUGAACCACCUGAGCCGAGUGCAAGACGAGCCAAGCAGCGAUCUCAGUGAUGUCGACUAACAGCAGACACCACAGAGCACAUGGGUGAACUGUAAAGCCUUAGUAUUCUCCAUGCCUUGCUCAGAUCUUCAAUUGUCUGCUGCCAAAGCUCUUUUUUUCCCCCCUUCUUUUCCUCCCCAUGAGGAGAAAGUUGCUCUGGUGACUGCUGCUUUGAUGACAGUGUGCUUGAAUGCAUUUGAUUGUCUCUCCUUCACUGUGCCGGGCUCUUGCUGCCACCUUCACUGCCACUCACCUCCUUCAUUUCCACCAGAAGUUCUCAUUUUCACUCACAAAAGUGUUCAUUUGUUCUAAGAACUCUGUAAAUAAUUGUAAAUGGCUUCCUCCUAACUUAUUCUGUAGAGUUGCCGCACUGGGUACUGUAAAUUUUUUUUCUUCUUUUUUUUGUAGUAGUAUUUAUAUAAUAUUAUUUUUUGGUUGGUGAAUUACCUUUAGCAUCUCAGCGUCUUCCUCACUGAUACAGAAGAAGAAAGAAAAUGUUCAAGCAGGAAAGGACGCUUGAUCAGGGCUUAAAAAAAUAAUGUGAGAAUAUUGAUUUUCCUUUUUUAUCAUUUAAAUUAUUGAGGUUUAUAUGCAUAAACUUCUUUUUGGUAUUAUGUCUUUUGUACCCAAUAAUGUUUUUAUAACAGUUUUAGCCUAUUUUGUUGUGAUAUAUUUAUAUAAGUGAAUAUAUAUCUGUAUACUUUAGAUGCUCACACAAAUUACCGUUGUUAUGGAAACUGAAAGCGUGUUCUCAUGAAACCAAAAGAGGAAAAAAAAAAUGCUGCCCAGACAUUUCAUUUUUUUUCUUUUUUUUAUAUUAUUUUUAAAGUUUAUUUUUUUAUACAUCUUUAAAAGUUUUAUUUGUGUUGGUUUAACAGCAUUGUCCACACUGAAAUGUUUUCGUUUGUUUUUGUCUUAUGUAUUGGUUGUGUAAUUGGGACCUUCAUGAUGUUGUAAUUGAAUGACGUGGCCAUGUUAAAUUAUUGUGGGUGGGGUGGGGGGUAACGAAGAUGAAUUAGUUUCAUUUGGCACAUUCCACUGGAUCGCUAAUGAUAGCCUUUAUAUAAAUACAGUUAGAUAUGACUGGUUAGUAAAAUAAUUCAUUGCAGUCAUUUAGUUGUCCUCUGGGUAGCGAGGGUAGAUAUAAGGGUGGAAAAUUUUUAUAUGUUACAGGAUUUUUUUAAUUGGAUAACAAUGGUUGCUGGGAUUUUUUAUAGAUAAUAAAAAAGAUGA